Neltuma alba is the source of this 889-nucleotide messenger RNA. RefSeq lists its product as uncharacterized. Lineage: Eukaryota; Viridiplantae; Streptophyta; Magnoliopsida; Fabales; Fabaceae. The transcript has a single exon. The coding region runs from base 291 to 749 and encodes 152 amino acids. The record is from RefSeq and is a predicted model, not a curated record.
UCAAUCCAUAUUUACCUGGGUCUAAGCAGAAGAGAAUUCUUGCGCUCCGCCUUUACGAUUAGCAUACCCUGCUUAUAAAGAUAAAUUUAGGGGCCACUAAUAUAACAUUCCUUGCAAGAAAAGAAAUGAAUCUCUUGCGGAGAGAUUCAACUAUCCACUGACUUGCAGGCUUUAUAUUCUAUAUCUCAGCACUACGGAGAGAUUUAUCAAUAAUAUGUCUUUCCCUUCCCCUUAGAUACCAUCAUCCCAUUAUUCUCAUAUUUAUCGUCGGAUUGAUUUGAAGCGAUCAGAUGGACCAGAGAGAACCUCAUGUUCGAUCUUUAGGCAUCUGUUACAGGAUCUAUCAUUUUAUCGUGAAAACCUUGAUGUCCCAAGUAUCGAAGACGGUGACUUUAGGGCGUCCCGUACAGUUCGGCUCAGCCAAGGUUCAGACUUGUAGAGAAGACGAGGCAGUGGUCAAGCCAGAGACAAAGGAGCAGAAGGCCCGAGAGAAGAACGGUGCAGGAAUGAACAUGAACGGAGAAGAGAAAACGGUACCUCCAAGGGAAGCUCCGAAGAAGACGGUCAGCAUUAAUGACAACGUGGAGGAGAUUACCGACAGUAAGAAGAAGAAGAAGAAGAAUAGGAGCAAAUCUUUCCAAAAGUCGAAUUCUCUGGAGCGGCAGCAACAAGAAGAACAGGAAGACAUUAAGCCUCUACGACCAAUUCUGAAAGUCAGAUCUAAUCUGGACGAGAAAUCAAUUUCGUAGCGUUGACGUCGUUCGUAAUAUCAAGAAAAGGAAUACUUUCAUUUCAUGUAAAAAUGUACAGCAGUAGUUUACAAGGAUUUCUCUCCUUUUAUUUUACUAACUCGAGUAGGUAACUUUGUUUUAAUUUUAAAUAUAAGAUC